ACAGACAGAGAAGAACAGACUCAAUGACAGACAGAGUGGGGGGGGGGUAACUGUGGGAUGGAUAGAGUAUGAACAGACAGAAGACUGGAGAACGGACCAAUCAAAGACAUACAAAACCACACACAAAGGCACAUGGUGCAACCGAUGAGUAGGGGCACCCUCACAGAAAGGCACUCUGAAACACAACUGCUAGGCUGCUGGACACUGCUGCAGGGGCUGAGCUGAGCUGGGCAUGGAACAGGACACUGGGUCAAGGUGCCAGUCUGCACAAAUGGACAGGAGAGUGUGAAGACGUGCAAAAACGAACUGACCCUUUCUAAGAGAUCUAGCACUUCAGGCCAUUCAGCAAUGAGUGACCACACACAGGAACUAGAAGAGCUGUGCUAUCUCACUGCCCAGUCUAUGACAUCACUGGUGACCUCGGAGCACUUCAAAGUGAUCAAGAAGCUGGGACAGGGCUCAUACGGCAAGGUCAUGCUGGCUGUGCACAAAAAGAGAGGCACCCCUAUGGCUCUGAAGUUCUUCCCUCGGUGCUCCACCACCCUUCACUCCUUCUUACGUGAAUACAACCUCUCCGUGUCAUUCUGCACGCAUCCCUCACUCACCCGUGCCCUCGGAAUUUUCUUUUCCACGCCCUCCCACUACGUGUUUGCCCAGCAGGCUGCCCUCUACGGCGACCUGUAUGACGUCAUCGUGUCGGAGGCAGGGGUGAAGGAGGAGCAGGCUCAGUGUGUGAUGUCUCAGUUGAGCGGGGCCGUGUCUUUCCUGCAUUCCUUGGGCUUCGUGCACCGUGACAUCAAGCCUGAGAACGUGUUCCUGUGUGACCCCAGGUGCCGCUGGGUCAAACUGGGUGACUUCGGCCUGGUGCGCGCCCGGGGGAGCCAGGUGCGCGCCGUCUGGUACAGCUCCCCCUUCUGCGUACCCGAGGUGGAGCAGGCCAAGGGGAGAAAAAAAGGAGGUGGGGAGGAGCAGGAGGAGGAAGCGGAGGAUAUCUGGAUGUCGGUGGAGCCCAGCCUAGAUAGCUGGGCCCUGGGGAUCCUCAUAUACUGCCUGCUCACUAGUUGCUUUCCUUGGGACGAGAGCACGUCGGACGACCCUACCUUCUGCGCUUUCCGUGACUGGUUCAACCGCACACAGCCGAGCGAGGGGAAGGAAGCAGGGGACCUCCGCAGCGUGGAGGCGAAGGAGAGGAGGAAGGGUGGCGAGGAGGAGGAGGAGCAAGACGCAGUGGCGGCACCUCCUCAUUUCCAGUCACUGAGCUCUCUGGUGCUCACCCUGCUCAGGCAGCUGCUCCACCCGCUGCCCCGGCUCCGCGCCGGGCCCGAGGAGGUGCUCUCCUACCUGGGCGGAGCCUGGCUGCUGCAGACAGAGCAGGAGGAGAAGAGAAGGGAGAAGGAGGUGCAGGAGGAGGUCAGAAAGGUGCGAGGAGGAGGAGUGGACAAGGACAGAGGAAGAGAAGAAAGAGGGGAGAGAUAGAAAAGAAGAGAAUACUGUUGAAACAAAUGACUUUGGACUGAAAACUGUAUAUAUUUAGGAAAACAGUACAUAUUCGUCCUCAUAGCAUUUUGUUACUUUUGUUACUAUGUAAGAUAGUGUGUGAUCUAUAUACAGGGAUAUAUUGUGAUACAGAAUUAUGCAAGGACUGUUUGAUGUGAUGCAACAAGUACACCGUACCACGCCUUUGUAGAAAUAUGAUAUCAAUGGAUGUGACCUUUAGGAUUUAUAUUACAUAUGUGUAGACUACAUAUUAUAUAUUAUUUUCAGCACAAAAAUGUUUAUGCAUUAUGCAAGUUGAAUUGCUGAGUAUAAUUAUUUUCUCACAUUACUUACUUUACAUAAUUGUACUAAUUAAAUGAAGUGGUUUCAAAUAUAAGUAGUAUAAACAAAUAAAUGAAUCAAGUAGGCCAAUUGAGCAUAAACCACCCACAUCGAUUAUCAGUUUGCAUGAACACACCAAGUUUAAAUUAAGCAGAACAGCUAAAGCGAUAUUAACUUAAUAAAAGGACUUAUAUGUUGUCUGUGGCUACAUUUCAAAUUAUCUUAAUGAUUUUUAAGAAUGUUUUUAAAAGAUCCUCUCACAGUUUGAUUAGUUCUGCAAGGAAACUGCAAAGUAAAAGUGCACACAAUACUUUAACUGUGCCUACAUGUAUACUACUGAAAAUUAGCUGGCAAGAUAGACAGCUUUCGAACACAUGAGGUGAAUUUGGAGUGAAUCCAAUUCAUUUGGGUGUGAAGCCACUAAAAGUGGAAUUAGGGUGUAAGUUUUGUUUACUGGUCUUUCUGUAAAUGACAUUUGUUUUCAACAAUACAGCCAAUAAAGCUCAUCUAGACACACUGAAACAAAUAGAAAUUAAAUUAUGGAAUUUGAGAAAUCGUGUAAUAAUGAAAUAUCCCUUUAAUUCUGUUAAACAUGGUCGUGUCAAUGUUUUUGAUAUUUUACAGCACAAAGUAGCAUAUGCAUAUUGUAUCAAUACUGUCUGUAUUGCAUUGUUGCAUUAGCAUUUUUAAAGUAGCAUAUGCAUAUUGUAUCCAUACUGUCUGUAUUGCAUUGUUGCAUUAGCAUUUUUAAAGUAGCAUAUGCAUAUUGUAUCAAUACUGUCUGUAUUGCAUUGUUGCAUUAGCAUUUUUAAAGUAGCAUAUGCAUAUUGUAUCCAUACUGUCUGUAUUGCAUUGUUGCAUUAGCAUUUUUAAAGACAAAUAAAAAUAACAAGUAAAAACCUCUCAGGAAGGACAACCUGUCUAGAAAAGCUAUCCUGCUAGACAGAGUGCAGUAACUUUCACUGGCAUGUCAUUCUCUCAGUUCCACUAAUGUCUCUGAUGUAAUAUAUUCAAAUAAACUUCAUAUCUGCCAUGGU
This is a messenger RNA of Electrophorus electricus (electric eel), 2855 nucleotides long. RefSeq names its product SH3 domain binding kinase family, member 3 (gene sbk3). The record is from RefSeq and is a predicted model, not a curated record. Lineage: Eukaryota; Metazoa; Chordata; Actinopteri; Gymnotiformes; Gymnotidae. Gene Ontology annotation, biological process: protein phosphorylation. Gene Ontology annotation, molecular function: ATP binding; protein serine/threonine kinase activity.